Molecule: messenger RNA, 543 nt
Organism: Dibothriocephalus latus
Lineage: Eukaryota; Metazoa; Platyhelminthes; Cestoda; Diphyllobothriidea; Diphyllobothriidae
Source: the annotation of a GenBank genome assembly
GAUCUGCUGAACUUUGAGUUCACGGAGCCCGGUGAGGACGAAGCAGACGGUGGUGCUGCUGAACGCUGCUCAGGUAACGUUAUCGGCGGUAGUGGUGAACUUACAAACUGGACACCGGAUGUCCUCGGUGACAAGGACAAGGCCAUCGUGGUGCUAAAUCCAGCUGAGUCCAGGGAGAUGUUCGUGGGUGGUGAUUCUUCAGUUAGACUGCCGUCUCUCUUUAGUUUGCGCUAUUUGGUGAGUCAUAAUUAUAGUGGCUCACGCCAGAAGCGCCCCAUCGAACCCACUGUGAUGAAGGCGGUGAUAAAACAGUCGCUGAUGCAGUUUGGAGCGCGGAGUAGCUUUGGCGACCAUUUCGCACAGGGCAAACUGCGCGACUACCUUAACAAUGCCUUCCGUGUCAUGGCUUUCCGUCGGAGACGAGGAGAUCGUGUGAAGUCGCCCUUCUGGAACGAUGCUGGAGAGCCCAUCCUCACCUUGGAUCCCCCCAAGGACUUUCGACUCAAUGGUCUUAUAAUCACUAAGGUUCUGCCUGUGCGAUGA